AUGAAUGUUGUGUCAACAGUAUUCCCUUCGUUGGAGAACUUCGAAAUAAACGCGACACUGGUAGAGGAAAAUAAAUAUCCGUGGAUAGCUCGCGUGGUGCAUUCCCGGACCUCCAACACCCCCGUCGUUUGCACGGCUGUUUGUGUCGACAGGAGGAUAUUUAUAACGGCAGCUGUAUGCAUUUCUACACUAAAAGUAUAUUAUACGACAGUCAUAUAUCAAUAUGGAUGGCUACCCGCCAUGGCCUUCGUCGUACCAGCUAAUGGUUCAAAACAAGGUUUUGACGACAUCGGCUUUAUAAUCGUCGAGGCAGAUGAAUCGACCAGGUGGCACACAAUAGAACUCUUCGGUACCAAUCGCACCGAUGAGGCGUUUAAAUGGUUUUCGGAUUUGUUUCAUACGGACAAAAUAACGCAUAAAGUUGUCGGAUUCGCUGUUCCAAAGAUCCUACAGAAAGUGGUCAUCGCUGACAGACCAUUCCAUAUCUGCGAAUUACCUGUUGUUGUGAACAUCAAUUUAUGUCCAUCAAUACUCACGUUCAAAAAUACUUUCUCCGGCUUCAACGUGCCAUGUUACCAUUCCUGCUCAGUCAAAGAAUAUGAGGCUAAAGAAAAGAAUUGCGAAAACUAUCACGGUGUAAAAGGCGGAGCUGUUAUAAACACCAAUACGAACAAAUUACUGGGUGUUGCCACAUGGGGAGCAAUCAGUACGAAUCCAUUGCCAGUUGGUUUCGCGGUGCCUAAUUCGGCGAAUUUUUUCAAGAAUUACCAGUGCGCACAACGUAUUAGAGAUGAUCAAGAAAUUUCUGUAACUGCUGGAUAUUAUCAAAGUCUUUGUGACGAAUAA
This is a messenger RNA of Parnassius mnemosyne (clouded apollo), 846 nucleotides long. NCBI's taxonomy places the organism in Eukaryota, Metazoa, Arthropoda, Insecta, Lepidoptera, Papilionidae. The record is from the annotation of a GenBank genome assembly.